This is a messenger RNA of Juglans microcarpa x Juglans regia, 933 nucleotides long. RefSeq lists its product as uncharacterized. The transcript has a single exon. NCBI's taxonomy places the organism in Eukaryota, Viridiplantae, Streptophyta, Magnoliopsida, Fagales, Juglandaceae. Gene Ontology annotation, molecular function: catalytic activity. The record is from RefSeq and is a predicted model, not a curated record. Bases 1 to 933 code for a protein of 310 amino acids.
AUGAAACUCAUUAGUUGGAACGCCCAUGGGCUUGGGAACCCACGGGGAGUUCGAGCUCUUCAUGAUCUCAUCAUGAUGGAAGUUCCCACAGUUGUGUUUCUGCUUGAAACAAAACUGGCUGCUACUGCUAUAGAGAGAAUUACAGUAAGAGUGGGUUUGGAUGGUUGUUUUGUUGUACCGUGUGAAGGUAGAAGUGGUGGUUUGGCUCUCAUGUGGAAGAAUGAGAUGAGCUUGUGUAUCAAAAGCUACUCACUAUUUCAUAUUGAUGCAAAGCUAGAGGACCCGAGUAAAGGAAUUCUGUGGAAGUUUACUAGAGUUUAUGGAAAUCCAAUAACCGAAAGAAGGAGAGAAACUUGGGAGUUAAUUAGACAUUUAAAGGAACCUCAAGAUAUCCCAUGGUUGGUCUGUGGUGAUUUCAAUGAGGUGUUGUGUAUUGAUGAAAAGUUAGGUGGAAGACAAAGACAAGAGAGAUUGAUGAAUGCAUUUAGAAAGGUUCUUAAUGACUGUCAUCUGUUUGACUUGGGGUUUCAAGGGCUUAAAUACACGUGGUCUAGUACGAGACAAAAUCAACAGGUGAUAAGUGAAAGGCUGGACCGUUUUGUUGCGAAUAUGAAAUGGAUGGAAUGUUUUCCACAAUCUCGAGUUUACCACUGCUCUGCAGCAUAUUCUGACCAUUUACCGAUAUCACUCUCGCUAAGUGAUGGAUUGGCUAGAAGAAGAUCAAAGCUUUUCAGGUUUGAGGCCAUGUGGAUAGAAGAGGACGAGUGUGAGGAAGUUAUUUCAAGACAUUGGCAAGAGGCUGCUGGAGGAAAUAAUCUAAUGGCCAUUUCAAAAAAAAUAAAGGCAUGUAGCAGAGGGCUAGAAGUAUGGAAUGAGAAGAAAUUUGGCAAAAGUGCAAUAGAAUCUGAGGAGAGCACGAGCUACUCUUCAUAG